This is a messenger RNA of Pezoporus flaviventris, 2589 nucleotides long. RefSeq names its product cadherin related family member 4 (gene CDHR4). NCBI's taxonomy places the organism in Eukaryota, Metazoa, Chordata, Aves, Psittaciformes, Psittacidae. The transcript has 20 exons. Gene Ontology annotation, molecular function: calcium ion binding. Gene Ontology annotation, cellular component: membrane. Gene Ontology annotation, biological process: homophilic cell-cell adhesion. Bases 107 to 2419 code for a protein of 770 amino acids. The record is from RefSeq and is a predicted model, not a curated record.
UGCCCCGGGGCCGGGCUGUUCGCGGGUGGCCGCGGUGACGCUGGGCCGGGUGGUGCCCAGCACCCCUGGCAACGGGCUGCAGCUUGUCCUAAACAGCCAGCAAGCCAUGGGCAUGCACGGACGCCUCACCUUCCUCCUCCUCAGCCUCUGUGCCCCAGGGACUUUCGUCAGAGCAGCAGCCUUGCUUGACCUGCCCUGCAUGGUGACCCUGAGUGAGGAUGCAGUGCCGGGCACUAGUGUGGCUGAGGUGACCGUGUCCUGUAGCAACACAAGUGACAGCCCCAACGUAACCCUGCAUGGCACUGAGCCCAGCCACCCCUUCAGCCUCAUUACCAGCAGCACUGACCCCAUGGCAAACACCACAUUUCAGGUAGAGGUGACGCUGCGUGCUGGUGCGGAGCUCAAUGCCCACUGGAUGAACAUGUACACCCUGACCCUGCGGGCCACUUGUCCUGGUGAGGAUGAGGUGGAAAAGCAGCUCUUUGUGUGGGUGAAAGGGGGGCAGGUGCUGCAUUGUAAUGCCCCAUUCACCAGCACAGCGGGAGAUGUGGUGCGGGUGCUGGCAGACGUGGCGCCUCGGACACCCCUGUAUGCUGUGAUGCCACAGCCACUCGGCGGGCUGACGUUCAGACUCCGAAACCACAACACACCGCUCGUGCUCACCGACCAGGGCCUGGUGCUGGCACCUGCCGGUGGCUUUGACCCCAGCAAGGGCACCCAGACAUUCAGGCUGGAGAUAGAGGUGAUGGACAGCAAAGGGCACAACUGCAGUGGAGCUGUGAGUGUGGAGGUUCUGCCAUCGUGCCGUCCUUGUGUCUCUUUCCUUGAGCCGCAGCAGGCUGUGACGGUGCCAGGUGUCAUUGGGCCCUUGGAGGUGGUCACACAGGUCCGUGCCAGCGGUGACAAUGUCCGCUAUGCCAUCCUUGCACCCACGGCACCCACGUUCUUCACCAUCGAUGAGAUGACAGGCAAGAUCCACAGCACCCGCCAGCUGGAGGUGGCCCAGGAACAACUCCUAGUUCAGGCUUACAAUGCACUGCACCCUGAUGACCAUGCUACCACCAUACUCAACAUUACCGUGCAGGGCACGGACCAGCAGGAGCUGAGCUGUGUCCCAGCCAUCUUCGUGUCCCAGGUGCCUGAGACAGAGCUCCCUGGCAGCACCCUGGUGACACUGAGGUGCACUGGCUGUGAAGGUGCUGAGGGGUGCCUGCGUUAUGCCCUCGAGGGGCCCCCUGCUUCCCGAUCCCACUUCCGCAUGGAGGGGCCACAGCUGCAGGUCAGCACCACCCUGGACUAUGACUCGAAGGCUGUGGCCACUGUGGGCUUUCAGUUCACAGCCACCAUCGUGGUGACAGCAGGAGGACAGCCCCCACGGAGCACCCGUGUGCCCAUGCUCGUGACCUUGACACCUGUCAAUGAAUUCACACCGGUGUGCCCCAAUGGUACCACCUUCACCGUGCCAGAGACAGCAGCUUUCGGCAGUGCUGUGGGACUCAUCGCUGGCACUGACCGUGACUACCCACCAGACAGCCUUGAGUACAGCCUGGAGGGGGGCCCUGGUCCUGAGCAGCCGUUCUCCAUCGAUGUACACACUGGUGAGAUCCGUGUGGUGGGACCCCUCGACUCCCGACAGCGCAAGAGCUACCGGCUGACGGUGCGGCUGACAGACACCCGCAAUGACUUGGACCCGGCAAAGCAGCGGAGCUGCCUGUGCGCCGUGACUGUACAUGUGCAGCAGGCUGUGCUGGACCAGGCGCCGGUGUGCAUCCCCGAGGUGCAGGAGCUGUGGAUCAUAGCCAGGUCAGGUAGCCGCCAGCCUGUCACCCGCCUAGCAUGCCAGGGAAGCCGUGAUGGUACCACGCUGACAUACAACAUUGCUGGAGGCAAUGAGGAUGGGCGCUUUCAGCUGGAGGGGAACACCGUCCUGUACCUCCCCAAUAACCUACCUGAGCCCCGCACCUUUGUGCUGCUGGUGGAGGUGUCGGGUGGCUCCGGCACCUCCCGCCACAGCACUGUGGUGGCACUGGUGGUGCACAUCACUCCCCGGAGCACACCGGUGCCACCCAGCACCACGACUCAGCGCACGACACCGCUGAAGGAACGUCUGGUUGUGACACGGGUGGAGGCAGUGUGGCGCCCACCAGCCUGGUUCGUGGCUGUUCUGACUGUCUCUGGUGCCCUGCUGCUGGCUACCCUGGGCUGCAUGGCCCGGAGCCUGCUGUGCAGCAAUCGAGUCCCUGGCAAGCUGCUGCUGGGCAAGAGCCCCUGGGAUGUGGUGGAGCAGAAGGGGGAUGAGGGGGAGCCGGGCAGCUCCCAUGCCAGCAGCAUGGAGCAGUUUGAUGGCCGUGCCCAGGACCCUGGCACUGGCAGGGACUAUCUCUUCAACAGCAAGACUGGGGCACGGCGCUGGAUCUGAGAGGAUUGACUUGGUGAGGGGCUCCCUGUGAUACACAGUUCCCCGAGGGCCAUGGCAGCCAGAGCACUGGUGUGGCUUUGGGGCCUGGGAGGAGGAUGGGAUCCCUCCUCUGUGGAUCUGUGCAGCCCCAGAGCCAGUGCAGGCCUAAUAAACAGUGGUAGAGACUGCAC